Messenger RNA from Coccinella septempunctata (seven-spotted ladybird), 650 nucleotides. RefSeq names its product DNA-directed RNA polymerase II subunit RPB9 (gene RpII15). NCBI's taxonomy places the organism in Eukaryota, Metazoa, Arthropoda, Insecta, Coleoptera, Coccinellidae. Gene Ontology annotation, biological process: transcription initiation at RNA polymerase II promoter; transcription-coupled nucleotide-excision repair; DNA-templated transcription. Gene Ontology annotation, molecular function: DNA-directed RNA polymerase activity; zinc ion binding; nucleic acid binding. The transcript is spliced from 4 exons. Gene Ontology annotation, cellular component: RNA polymerase II, core complex. The coding region runs from base 107 to 499 and encodes 130 amino acids. The record is from RefSeq and is a predicted model, not a curated record.
GACAACUGGAUUGUUUGGUAAAAAGUUUGAGAAAACUGUGAGAACCAGUAUUAGUGGAUUGGAGGCGAUUUCAGUCUAAAUUUUAAAAUAAAUCAACCAAAUAAUAAUGUCUAAGCCUACUGGUUACGAUUCUCAUAGCGAGGGACCAGGGUUUGUAGGAAUCCGAUUUUGCCAAGAAUGCAAUAACAUGUUGUACCCCAGAGAAGAUAAGGAACACAAAAUUUUGCUGUACGCUUGCAGAAAUUGUGACUACAGACAACAUGCCGAUUCAAAGUGUAUUUAUGUCAACAAAAUAAUGCACGAGAUUGACGAACUGACACAUAUUGUGGCUGAUGUUAUUUCUGAUCCUACAUUGCCUAGAACAGAAGAACACCACUGUCCAGAGUGUAGUCACAGAGAAGCUGUUUUCUUUCAAGCUCAAACAAGAAGAGCUGAGGAAGAAAUGAGACUCUACUAUGUUUGUACGAACCCCCAUUGUGCUCAUAGAUGGACCGAGUAACUAUAUUAUAAAAAAAACUUUGAAACUAUUGUUAAAUUAUUCUAUAUUUUAAAUAAAAAUCAAUACAAAAUUGUUUGAUUUCAAUUCUUGUGUGACAAUACUCUUAUGAAACAUCUUGAUUUUAGGAUAAAUAAAUAAACAUUAAAACCGA